Nicrophorus vespilloides is the source of this 1929-nucleotide messenger RNA. Its product is annotated as glucose dehydrogenase [FAD, quinone]-like. Gene Ontology annotation, molecular function: flavin adenine dinucleotide binding; ecdysone oxidase activity. The transcript has 3 exons. The coding region runs from base 63 to 1862 and encodes 599 amino acids. The record is from RefSeq and is a predicted model, not a curated record. Lineage: Eukaryota; Metazoa; Arthropoda; Insecta; Coleoptera; Silphidae.
AUAAAUUACAAAAAGUCAGUAAAUUUGAUGUGUGUUUUGAGGGUAUUUUGUGAAAAUUAACAAUGUUUGAAGAGCAAUUAACAGGAUUUUUGGGGCACGCACUUCUUCAGUUGAUCAGCGUAUUGUCAUAUUAUAAUUAUGAGCUGGCGACAAAUCAACAUUUUCCAGAUGACUUUGGUCCAAUGCUGAUAGAAAAUCCAAAACAAAAUUUCGAUUUUAUAAUAAUUGGAGCCGGAACUUCGGGUUGUCUCAUAGCAAACAGAUUGUCAGAGGUGAAAGAAUGGAACGUACUAUUGUUGGAGGCGGGCACAGACCCAACUAGUACUGUAGAGGUGCCAACAUUCUUUGACCGCUUAAAAAUGUCCGAAGAGGAUUGGAAAUUUAGUACAACUAAAGAGAAAAACGCGUGCUUGGGAAUGUUGGAUACCAGAUGCAGAUUGGUGGCUGGGAAGAUGCUGGGUGGAGAUACGGGUAUUAGCCCGAUGCAUUACGAGAGAGCUUUUCCCGAAGAUUUUACAUGUUUCAACGAAUCCAUAACUUACGAAGAAGCUUUGGUACAUUACAAUAACAUUGAGAACUUUGUGGGUAUUGAUAAUGUGAGGGAACUUGGUACAGGCGGUGAUUUAACAAUAAGCAAGUUCGGCAAUGAAGAGCACGUAAGGCAGCUCAUUUACAAUGCCGCCGAAGAAUUGGAGUACACGAAAAUAUCAGCAGCGUUGCAGAAUUUGGGAUACUACGAUGUCGAUGGUUACAUCAAAUCCGGGUCUAGGAAUCACUUUGCAAAAGCGUUCUUGGACACCACCAGGAACAGAAAGAAUCUUUUUGUGGUGAGAAACGCCCUGGUUACCAAAAUCAUUGGCGAUGAGAUCGAUAACCGUGUUCGUGGCGUCGAGGUUUACGUGGGUAAAACGAAAUUGAUCGUGAAAUCGCGCAUCGAAGUAAUUCUCUCGGCCGGACCCAUUAAUUCAGCUAAACUUUUGCUAUUAAGCGGCUUCGGGCCGAAGGAACAGCUGAAAUAUUUCAAUAUACCUCUGAAGGCGAACAUCGCCGUUGGAAAAAAUAUGCAGGAUCAUAUAGCCGUUCCCAUUUUCAUUAAGGUGAACAGCUCCACGGCAAACGAAACGGACUUUGCUGAUGCUACCUACCAAUUCCUGAAGUUACGUAAAGGACCGUUCACGCAGAUUAACAUACACGACUUGGUCGGCAGCAUAAACACAUGUCCAUAUCCCUCAUCCAGAGGAAACAUCAAAAUUUAUCAUUAUCACUUUUUUGAAAGUGAUGGACUUCUAAGACCGUACUUAGAACAUCGAGGAUUCGUGGGGAAAAUCAUGAAGUCCAUCAUUAAAGCAAACACCCAAUCUCAGCUGCUGGUAAUGAUUCCAACGCUGGUAUUACCAAAAUCUGUUGGUGAAGUUACGCUGCAGAGUCCUUGUCCUUUUGACGCACCAAAAAUACAAGGCAAUUAUUUAUCCGAAGAAGACGACUUGGAAUCGCUAACUUGUGCCUUCGUCUUCGUGGAAAGAUUGUUGAAAACUAAAGCGUUAUCUGAAAUAGAUGCUAACUUUCUACAUGUUGAUAUACCCAACUGCAGAAGCUACAAAGUCGGAACUUUGGGUUACAUUAAAUGCUACAUUGAGAACAUGGGAAUGCCGCUUUCGCAUAUUUCCGGUACGGUUCAGUACGGUAAUUGCAGCAAUUGCGAUGCUUGCGUCGAUGAUAAAAUGAGGAUUAGGGGUAUCAGGCAUUUGCGAGUCGUGGAUGCAAGUGUAAUUCCAAAAAGUAUUUCUCAGAGUUUAGAAGCUACUGUAGCUAUGUUGGCAGAUAGAGCAGCUGCAGAUAUUUUAAGAACUUGGGGAAAAUGAAUUACAUCACAUCGCAUUUCUUUUAACAAAUUUUCUGUAAUUUGAAAUCAAUUUUAUAAAAACGUAU